Suillus plorans is the source of this 1257-nucleotide messenger RNA. RefSeq lists its product as uncharacterized. The coding region runs from base 1 to 1257 and encodes 418 amino acids. The transcript has 13 exons. The record is from RefSeq and is a predicted model, not a curated record. NCBI's taxonomy places the organism in Eukaryota, Fungi, Basidiomycota, Agaricomycetes, Boletales, Suillaceae.
AUGUCUAUUCAGGACGUCAGCAACCUACUUCAGGACACCAACAUUCUGGCACAUCUCUCCAAACAGCCCCAAGCACAGCUCAGUCUUCAGGUAGGCUUGGGUUUCGGCAGCCUACUUCGACUAGCAGUCAGAACAUCCAGAAGGCACCAUGGUCCAAUGAGCAUACCCAUGAGGAGGAGGCUGGAAAUCAAGAUACAGAGCAUGAUAUCGGUGACGACGACCAGGCAGGACCAAACUGACGGGGAAAAUGAGGAAAGGGAUGGGGUUCAGGACCAGGAGCAAACACUCGAAACAGGCGAUACCAUGGACUUCAGACAACACAAAGAUGAUUUGGAUGGCGAGUACGAAGGUGAAGCUCAGGAAGAUUUUAAUCGUUGUGAUUUCGACCAUGAGCCCGACACUGUGGACGAUUUUCUGAAUCAAGGUAUUGAUGGGGAUUUUGACGAUGAGCUUGACACUCAGAGGGACAAGCCUGAUGCUCAGGACAAUGCUAUUGAUGAUGAUUUCAACAAUGAGCUUGACAACGCAGCCAGAGACAAAACAGAGGAAAGUGAAGCUUUUGAUGUUCUCGAGCGUCAUCAAAUGAAGAAUGGACGGCGCAAGGCUCCUUCCUUAACUUAUCUAUCGAAGGCAAAACAUACUGAAUGCAGACAUGCUUCUAGCCACUCGAAGUCUCCUCGUCGACCAUCACCUCGACAUGUGGUGUCUACUGGGUCUUCUGCUCUAGCGCGACCUCCUAAAUCAUGCCCUGUCUAUGCGCCCUACUUCCUCCUGCAUGCACUCUCGCCGUUCUACACGCUCAAGGUCUCCAUAUCGGCAUUCGGUAUCGCCUCGCGAAGCACUUCCCCCAGUCAUGCUACAUGUGACGAGCCAGAUUCACGCAGAAAUAAGCGCAAGGCCAAGACAGCCCAAGAGGACCCCGUGAAGCUCAGCUUUUACCCACCUGCCUGGCAAGCAUUUUUGCAGUACGUGACACAAAUGUCGCGGCUGCUCUGUGAUGAUCUAUUUGCGUUUCGCACAGAGCUGAAGAAAGUUGUUAUAUCUGUCACGAAAGCAUCAUACGAUAUCUUUCUGAAGGGCACCAUAGCACGCAAGGAUGAGUACUACUCCGACCUCCGUGCCCCCCUCUGUCAUAUCCUCUGGACUGAGGACGGAGUGUUUGAUCCUGUGGAACCAAUUCAUGUCGUCAUCAUUAAUUCAGAUGUCUGGAUGGAGACUCUCAUAGUUCUUAACAGUACGGUAUUCCCUUCUACCUAA